Messenger RNA from Nematocida major, 1020 nucleotides. Its product is annotated as glycerol-3-phosphate O-acyltransferase 3/4. Gene Ontology annotation, cellular component: endoplasmic reticulum. The transcript has a single exon. Bases 1 to 1020 code for a protein of 339 amino acids. Gene Ontology annotation, molecular function: glycerol-3-phosphate O-acyltransferase activity. The record is from RefSeq and is a predicted model, not a curated record. NCBI's taxonomy places the organism in Eukaryota, Fungi, Microsporidia. Gene Ontology annotation, biological process: triglyceride biosynthetic process.
AUGAAAAAAGAGGACACGGUAAACCAGGCAAACAGAAAGAAAAAGAAAGCGCUUCCAAUACUGCGGGAUAUUUUGUACUGCACUGCUCUAGCAGGGAAAGCUCUGAUCCGGGACGAAUUUUCGCUGUGCUUCCAGCAAAAUGAAACAAAACCCGAAUUUACGUUUUCAUACACAAUGAGUCUUAUAUGCAGAUAUGGGCUGAUUCUUCCUCUGCGGCUGCCUGCCACUCUGUUUAUACUGCUUCUCUUUUCCGUGCUGAUAAUACUGUCUCGCGGCGUGUUUCGGGGGUUUGGAAGCAACAAAUUGGUCACGGUGGGGUGCAAGCUCUUGCUGUUUGCCAUGGGGAUACGCGUGCAGCACCACGGGAUAAAGAACCGGCCCUGCAUUCCGCACAUAUACGUUUCCAACCACACGACGUACAUGGACUAUUUGAUUCUUAGCAGCCACCGGUUCUCGCACUCGGUGAUUGCGCAGCGGCAGGGAGGCUUUAUGUCGAUGCUGUUGAAGCUUGUAAGCGGGUCCGUGCAGUUUGAGAGAAACAUAAAGGCGAACCGCCGAGAGGUGAAAGAGGGCAUCCGAGAAAUGACCCAAAAGGCAUCCAUAAUUGUCUUUCCAGAGGGCACGUGCGUCAACAACGAGUACACAGUAAUGUUUCAAAAGGGCGCAUUCGACUUGGGCGUGAAGGUGUAUCCGGCCGCAAUAAAGUACAAUAAGAAGCUGGGAGACCCGUACUGGAACACGCGGAAGCAGACGUUCAGCAAGCACUUCAUAUACCUUAUAACAAGAUGGCGCACAGAGGUCUCUGUCUGGUGGAUGGCCCCCGUGGAAAUUGAAAAGGGCGAAACGGCCUCUGGGUUCGCGACCCGGGUCAAAAGAAAGAUCUCGGAGCGUGCAGGCCUAAAAAACCUCGUGUGGAAUGGAUACCUGAAGCACUGCAAGAGCCCGGAGGAGAUGAAGGAGAUAAAAAAGUGGGGCGACCAGCUCACACCGACUCUUCUGGUCGCAUCGGAGCGGAGAUAG